AUGGUAACACAUAUUGAACAUUUACCAAAUGAACUCUGGUUUUCAAUAUUUUCUUAUUUGGAAGCACAUGAUCUCUUUCGUGCUUUUAUUAAUUUAAAUAAUUAUUUUGAUGAAUUAAUUUCUUCUCGUCAUCUUUUAUACAAUGUUCAAUUUAAUAAAAAUGAUGAUCAUUCAAGAUUUAUUUCGAUUACAUAUUGUAGUUCUACUGAAAUAUUUAAUCGUAUAAUAUCAUUACAAUGGAUUGCUAAACCUCGAUAUGGUUAUUUACUUCAAUUUUUUAAUAAAAAUAUUUCAGAAUUUACUCGAUUACGUGCUUUAAGAAUUGAAAUACAUCCUCGACAAACAUCUCUUAUUUGUAAAAUUUUUUCAGAACUCAAUUCACUUGAAUAUCUUUCCGUGAAAUCUGUAACUAUACAUACAUUAUUAAUUGAGACUAUAUUUACAAUACCUUGUCUUCACAUAUGUGAAUUAAUAAAUUCUCAUGUUAUGAGAAAUAUUGAAUGUUCCUUCGUUAGACAAAGUAAUAUCGAAGUCCUUUACUUAACAAAUAUCUCUAUUGAUAUUCAUUCGAUCACGGAGACAUUUUUCGAUCAUAUGCCAAAAUUAAAAAGACUCGAAAUGUUUGGAUCAACACAGACAUUUAAGACUUUGAUCUCAUGGAUAGUUAAUCAAAUUUUUAUUCUUGAAAAAAUUCCAAUGAUUAAACUUAAAUGCAAGUCUAAUCGAGUUACAAUAGUUUUUUUUGAACAAUUACAAUCGAUAAUGUCAAUUAUAAAAUAUUUCUCUUUGAAUAUUUAUGUUGAUAUUGAAGAUGAAAUUUUAUUAGAAAAUUUAAUUAAUAAUUGGUGGUCAAUUAUUGAACAAAUAGAAAAAAUUAAUAUUUCAAUUAGAUUAUCAAAACAAAUCAAUACUGUUGAUAUACAAAAGAAAUUUAUCACUUAUCAUAAUAUGUUAGUUUCUAAAAUUAAUCAAUCGAACAAAUCUUGUAAAAUCAAAUGGACACAAACAGAAUGUCCACUUUAUAAAUUUUGUGCUGAAAUUAAUACUUUAAAAUAA
Messenger RNA from Rotaria sp. Silwood1, 1056 nucleotides. The record is from the annotation of a GenBank genome assembly. Lineage: Eukaryota; Metazoa; Rotifera; Eurotatoria; Philodinida; Philodinidae.